Messenger RNA from Anthonomus grandis grandis, 2208 nucleotides. Its product is annotated as hypoxia-inducible factor 1-alpha inhibitor-like. The transcript has 7 exons. NCBI's taxonomy places the organism in Eukaryota, Metazoa, Arthropoda, Insecta, Coleoptera, Curculionidae. Gene Ontology annotation, molecular function: ankyrin repeat binding; [protein]-asparagine 3-dioxygenase activity; peptidyl-histidine dioxygenase activity. Gene Ontology annotation, cellular component: nucleus; cytoplasm. Bases 276 to 1277 code for a protein of 333 amino acids. The record is from RefSeq and is a predicted model, not a curated record. Gene Ontology annotation, biological process: peptidyl-aspartic acid hydroxylation; negative regulation of Notch signaling pathway.
GUCAUACGAUCAUAGCGUAGUUAUCGUGAGAACGGUUUCAGAAGCACUCGAAAAGUCAAAAAGUUGUAUUUUCAGUGAAUUUCCCCUUUUAUUUUUACUGUUUUUUAUUUAUUUUUUUGAGACAUUUCGGAAAAUUGUGUUCAACAACCUUUUUGGGACUAUUUUAUGGUUUAUCUAAAAUAAAUCGCUACCAAAUUGUUUUUUUGGCGCAGUGCUCAUAUUUAGCAAUAAAGUAGAAAGUUGCACAUUCCUGCUGCAAAAAAAAAAUUGCAAAUAUGAGCGAAAAAUUGUGGAACAGCAGCCAGCUGAGGAGGUACGAUCUCGAUUUGGAGCAAAUCCCCCGGCUGCACUAUACCGACCCCAAGGUGGAUGAGUUAAUUAGUCAAAAUAAACCUGUGCUAAUAACCGGUUCAAACAUAAUCAAUACUGCCACAAACGUUUGGACUCCAGAAUACUUAGAAGAGAAUCUAGGCAAUGCCGGUCAUACAGUAUUUCUAUCAAAAAAUCAUAAAUUUAAAUACUUUGACGAAUCAAAAAUGCUAAGCAGAUCAAAUCCUAUGGGUAUUGAAUUUAUUCCACCUACAAGAAAAACUAGGAUGAAAGUUGGAGAGUUUAUGAAAAAAUUACGGGAAUGGAAGCCCGGCAAUGAGAGGUUGUACCUUCAGCAACCCUUAAAUAACACAAUUGGGCCGCAAUUAGUGCGCGAUUUUCUCCAUUUCGAUUGGGAUUAUUUAAAUAGCAAACAGGAAAAACACAAAUGGGGCGAGCUAACGUCCAAUUUGCUGCUCAUAUCGCAAGAGGGCAACGUGACUCCAUGCCAUUAUGACGAACAACAAAACUUUUUCGGUCAACUUUACGGAUACAAGAGAUGCAUUUUGUUCCCUCCAAGCGAUUUUGAAUGUUUGUAUCCGCACCCGGUUCAUCAUCCACAUGACAGGCAGAGCAUGGUGGAUUUUGAUAAUCCAGAUCAUGUGAGAUUCCCAAAAUUUAAAAACGCCAAAGGUUUUGAAACUGUCGUGGAGCCCGGGGAUGUGCUGUACAUCCCAAUUUACUGGUGGCACCAUGUCGAAUCUUUGAUGAGAGGAGGUCCAACGGUAUCAGUUAAUUUCUGGUAUAAGGGCGGCUCGACACCUUUCAAUCAACAAUACCCCCUAAAAGAUUACCAAAAAAUAUCGAUAAUGCGAAACGUGGAAAAAAUGCUGUUGGGGGUGCUGCAAGAUCCGAAAGAGGUCGGACCUUUGCUACGCUCGAUGGUAUUGGGCAGAUACACCGAUUGACUGAUCCUUUUUUUAAAAUUUUCACUCGUAAUUCGGUAAAAAGGUUCUUGGUGCUCAAAAAAUGUAUAUAAUGUCGUCUAACGAAAACGUAUUUCUUUUUUGGGAUUUUUUGAGUUUAAGAAUCUAGUUUUAGACUGUGAUUUGUACUAAUGCAAUACGCAUCAUUUAGGUAGGAGCAAACGUGUUACAUUUCGUGGAUUGAAUAGGGUUUUUAGGGGUAGUUUAUGUAUAUAUUGAGGUGAAACCGCACGUUUUAUAUCGCGUUUUAAUCCUUAAUUUUCUGCUUUAUUGUAUAGUUUUAUAAAAUUAUUGGAUAAAACCCUUCCAAUACUAAAAUUGUAAUUGUGAAGAAAGUGAUUAUUCUUUAAUAGUCAUCGUUGCGGUAAUUAUUUUAUUUUAGUGUAUAAGGGAAUUUUUUGGGUAGUUUUGAUUGAGUCAGAAUGGAUCCCAAAAUACAGGGUGAACCAGACAUGGAUUUGCUAUAGAUGUUUAUUUCCUUUAAUAGUUAAAUUAUCAAAUAUGGUGAUACAUUACUUAUUUUAAUCACCAAAAUAGCCUUAAGUUUCUAGUUUUAUAUGGCAUUCGGUUCAUUUUAGCUAAAUCCUAUGGAUUUUUGAUUUUACUAGUAAAUCUUAAGAACGAACCCCCAGUUAUCAAUUCAAAGCCUGAUAAUCGUGUUCUUUGAACUAGUUGCGUCCUUAAUAAUAAUUCUUAUUAUUUUUAUAAUAUUCUUACCAAAAUAUUUAAGUAUUUUUUUCCUACUAUGGUAUACCAGUUACACAUUUAUUUAUUACUUAAUUUUAAAUUAUAUUCUUAUUAGAUUAUUAGCACAUCACAUGUAUGUUUUAUUAUAGAGUGUGAGUGUAAAUAAAAAAAAAAAUUAUAGAUGUUUUCUUGCGACUGAUUAGACAAAUACAUUAAUUUGAAAUUG